CAAAGAAGCAACCCAGCGCUCACAGAUAGCAUGGACGCACCAUGCUGCGUGCAGCAACCCUGCUGCUGUGGCCAUGCAGUAGCCACUACGUUGAGCUGCCGGGUUUGCGCUGCAUUGAGCUGCCCCAACACCCUCUUGGCACAAAGGGCGAACAGUGGAGCGAUGAUUUGGAAAUCAGCGCCAGAAAUGCGUGCGAUGAGACGGAGUUGUGCACAGGCUUCAUGCGUUAUACCGGCAAUCAUGCGGAGCAUUGCUUCGACUGGUGUGGCCGCCCACAAUUUUGCCUGGCGGACCAGGACAAGCAUCCGCUAGAGCCAAACCCAGCCUGGACAAGCUAUGUGAAGUCUGAGUACUUCGAAGCUCUUGGCAUUUCUCAUUCAGAAGUUCGUCGUCACAUUUCCAACAAAGCGCAGCCAAAGAUGCCAUUAGAUGGCGAGCUUGCGCGUGAAGUGAAUUGUGAUGGAACCGGGUUCGGACAAAGAGCUGAUCCCUCUGUGUUUUUGGUGGCGCCCGAGCGCGUUGCCAACGGAACAGAGCCUUUGGAGCCUGGCUGCCACGUCCUUUAUGUUUCUGGACAGAUGUCACCAGAGCUGAACAGCGUGCAUGGUGUGCUCAGUGAAGCAGAGGACGCAUUGUUGCCUGUAUUCUCUGCAAGUGUGCCAGACCAGGAUUUUGCGCCUGGCACUGCUUCACCCAAAUCUCCUCGACGGUUUUACUUUGAUGCGGUUCCGGAAUUUCCCGCCGCAGUUGCUUUCAAAAAGAAGUACGUCCUGUCCGUCUACUUCUUGUCGCCGGAGAGCUAUUGCCCAGGGGCCAACAAUACACAGCUCAGCCCAAAGAUGGUGAAACGAGAUUUUUCAGCGCAGCAUGUAUAUAUUGAAGAUGGGACGCAUGAAACUCGCGAAGCUGCUUUCAAGCACUAUCACUUCACCAUGUUAUGUGGGGAUUUUUCCUCUUCCUCGUUUCCUCCGCUGCCUUUGGUUUACUCUUUGGCAUAUGUGGCUCACGCCAUGGUUCCAGAGUUCAUUCACUGGAAAUCCAGCAGGAUGUUCUUCCACCUUCCUGAUGCUGCACAGGGUGUCCGCUCCACUGCUUUUGCUGGCUUGGAAGCCUACUUGCACAAUCUGAUGACGUCUCCAUCAAAAGAGAAGAUCAUGGAGUUCAAGGAAACAUUUACCCUUUUGUGUCAGGUGCUGUUUCGCUACCGCUAUGCAGAGCCCAUCCGACGCCGUGCGGAGGUCGCCGCUUGUGGGUUGUGCGAUGCUCGUGCCCGGGAGGAGCGACGCUCCGUGGCCAGCGCUGAUGAGGUGGUGAGAGAAACCUGGGGAAGAGGGCUUGCGGGCAAAGCGCCAGCCGUCGUGCAACGCUUCUUCGUUGGCAAGGCCGCCAAUUCGUCACAUGCGCUGCAUGACUCAAGUGUGGGAGACGUUGUGGAGCUGCCAGUUGUGGAGUCCUACCGCACGCUGAACAUCAAGGCUUUGUCCAUGUUGUCCUGGGCUCACCGAAGAUAUCCGAACUUGCAGUGGUUGGUUAGACACGAUGAUGAUGUUUAUCUUCGAGCUCCUGCAUUGUUAGCCCAGCUUGCGAGCAGACCUCCGAUUCGCUAUCUCUGGGGCAUGUUCGACCACGGCUCAAGCCCUGUUCGAGAUCCAGCACAUCAGCAUUACAAUUCCUAUGAGCAAUUUCCAAAGCAAGAUCACCCGGCAUGGGGCGACAUUUUUCCACCCUAUGCCAGAGGUCUGCUUUGGGCAAUGUCUGCAGACUUGGUUGCCGCCACUGUCAAAGAGUUUAUGGCCGAUCGUGAGGAGCAGCCAGAUGUGCCGCUUGACGAGGCAGCUGCAGAUCAUUUGCCUCACCCUGAUGACCCUGCAGUUGGAGUGUUGAUUGCCGGCUUGGUGCAGCGAGGCAUGUCUAUCAAUUUGGAUGACCGAGACUUCAACUCCUUCUCGUUGAACCCAUCUUGCAAUUCGACAUUCUCCAAUAUCCACAAUCGGACGUGGGUGGUCCACCACGUGCAGCCAGAAACAAUGCGAUGCAUGUGGGACUUGGACAAUGCCGAAGAAGCGAAACAGAUCUCCUCCCAGAACUCCGUAAUUGACGCAUCCAGCCGGAUCUUUCCAGACUUGUGCCUUUGUUCGACAGAUGUUGUAGAGGAGCACGAUGGGGAAGAGGAACCCUUUUGGUACGACAAGUCCCGGUUCAACAAUGCAUUUGUUUUCAUAUUCAUUCAUUUCACAAGCGUUGUGAUGUUUACUUAUUGCGAGGCAAGCUUUUGGGAGGAGGUGCAGCGUCGCCGCCAAGAGGAGCGGCAAAGGUUCAAAGUCCUUCAGGCGAGUCAUUUUGAUUCUUUGGUCUUUGAGCUGCAUCAGCGACUUGGGCUUGAGGCGAUGCAAGAGCCUCCCAUUCCACGGGAUUCUUGGCAGACGCAAGUAGAGGGCAGAAGCAGUGAAGAUGAAGAUGCUGGUGUGCCUCAGUACUGCGAGGACAUCGUUCUUUUCUCGCUGGCGAUGAGGAGCCACUGCGCGCCCUUCUUCACGUUCCAAGGACCGGGUCGACGGACUGGAACCAAUGCCCUGCAGGCCAGCCCACAGCAGCUGCAUCUUUUCACGCACCGCGCCAAGCGCCCAGCAUCAAUGGCCAAGGGCCAGGAGCAGGCGAGCGUGACGAAUCUCUUGGUGGCGCUCCACUGCCUUCUCCAAUUCGCCAAUGUAGCGGCGAAGAGCUGUUUUGUCGUAGAGGAAGAAGAGCGUGAGGAGGAAGAGCUAGACGAUGAGGACGAAUUGCUCGAGAGUUGGGACAAAGACGCUCCAUGGCAUCCACGGUCCACGCCAGUAGGCAAGCCCAGUUGCGCGUGGACAGUGACCAUCGCCGAAGCCAAAGCUUCCUUGGUCACAGCAACAUCUUGUGGUGUAGGGCGUGGUGCAGGGUCCUCUCUGAUCCUGGUUUGGUACGGGCGCUAG
Messenger RNA from Durusdinium trenchii, 2960 nucleotides. NCBI's taxonomy places the organism in Eukaryota, Dinophyceae, Suessiales, Symbiodiniaceae. The record is from the annotation of a GenBank genome assembly.